AUGGUGCAAAGCUUCUUUCCCGGCAGCCACUGGCUGUUCUUCACCGUCUACCUCUUGGUCUUCCUCGUGGGCCUCCCUCUUAACAUGAUGGCCCUGGUAGUCUUCGUGGGCAAGCUGCGCAGGCGCCCAGUGGCCGUGGACUUGCUGUUGCUCAACCUGACCCUCUCAGACCUGCUUCUGCUCCUCUUCCUGCCCUUCCGCAUGGUGGAGGCGGCCAGCGGCAUGCGCUGGCUCCUGCCCUUCAUCCUCUGUCCCCUCUCUGGGUUCCUCUUCUUCACCACCAUCUAUCUCACCUCCCUCUUCCUGACGGCUGUGAGCAUCGAACGCUUCCUGAGCGUGGCCUACCCACUGUGGUACAAGACCCGGCCCCGGCUGGCCCAGGCUGGUCUGGUCAGUGGCAUCUGUUGGUUCCUGGCUUCGGCUCACUGUAGUGUGGUCUAUGUCACUGAAUACUGGGGAAAUGUCACCUACAGCCAGGGAACCAAUGGAACCUGCUACCUCGAAUUCCGAGAGGACCAGCUGGCCGUCCUUCUGCCCGUGCGACUGGAGAUGGCUGUGGUCCUUUUCAUGGUGCCCCUGUGCAUCACUAGCUACUGCUACAGCCGCCUGGUGUGGAUCCUCAGCCGGGGAGCCAGCCGGCGCCGGCGCAAGAGGGUCAUGGGGCUUCUAGCAGCCACAUUGCUCAUCUUCUUCGUCUGCUUUGGGCCCUACAAUAUGUCCCACGUGGUGGGCUACGUCCGAGGUGAGAGCCCAUCGUGGCGAAGCUACGUGCUGCUCCUCAGCACCCUGAACUCUUGCCUCGACCCUGUCGUCUUCUAUUUCUCAUCAUCUAAAUUCCAAGCAGAACUUCAGGAGCUGCUCCAGAGGCUGACUGGAGGCUGCACGCCUUGGUCUCAGGAGCUUAGCUUGGAACUUAAGGUAAAGAAUAGAGAAGAGCCAACCAAAGAGUGUGCAAGCUAG
Nannospalax galili (Upper Galilee mountains blind mole rat) is the source of this 960-nucleotide messenger RNA. Its product is annotated as free fatty acid receptor 3. The record is from RefSeq and is a predicted model, not a curated record. The transcript has a single exon. Bases 1 to 960 code for a protein of 319 amino acids. Gene Ontology annotation, molecular function: G protein-coupled receptor activity. Lineage: Eukaryota; Metazoa; Chordata; Mammalia; Rodentia; Spalacidae. Gene Ontology annotation, cellular component: plasma membrane. Gene Ontology annotation, biological process: G protein-coupled receptor signaling pathway; cellular response to fatty acid.